UCUUGGGAAAUUCACUUUCACGUGUGGAAUUCACGAGCGCUGCAUAGUUGUAUUCGUCCUUCUUUGUUUCACACUUAAUCCUGCAAAGAAACAUGCCUACCACCGGUCAGCAAAGCGAAGAAUUCCAGCAAUUUCUUGACCAAAAUCAGUAUUCCAGCAAUAGCAUUCUGCGCUAUGAGAAAAUUUUUGGACGCGGGUUUGUUAGCACUGGGGGCCUCGAGACAACGCAGGAAAUUGUAGCAAUGCUUAGUUUAAAAAAAGGACAAAAAGUGCUUGACGUUGGUUGUGGAAUUGGAGGUUCUGGAUUUUACAUGGUGAAGGUUGUUCCAUAUUUUUGCACCGCAGUAAUAAAAGGUGUGCUGGCCAGCAGCAAUUCUGCAAGAUGGAAUAUUAAGGCUCCCCUGAUUCUACUUUCUACACAGGUUGAAUUUGUUGUUGCUGACAUAACAACUGCAGACUACGAACCAGAAUCUUUUGAUGUCAUCUAUAGCAGAGACACAAUUCUUCACAUCGAGGACAAGGAAACCCUCUUUAAGAACUUUUUGAAAUGGUUAAAACCAGAAGGGGAGCUUCUUAUUUCAGACUACUGUCGUGGCCCAAAAGAACUGUCUGAAACAAUGAAGGCAUACAUUGCCAAGCGACAUUAUCAUCUUCUGACACCUGCUGACUAUGGCAAGCUUCUAGAGAAAGCUGGUUUUGUUGAUGUAAAAGCAAUAGAUAAUACCAAGAGGUUCAUAGAAGUUCUCACCUCAGAGAGAGCAAGAUUUGAAUCGGAUAAGAACACUUUCCUGAAGGAUUUUAGCAAAGAGGAUUUCGAAUAUCUUGUUGAAGAUUGGGAGACAAAAAUAGUGCGAUGUGGCAAUGGAGAUCAGAAGUGGGGCCUUUUCCAUGCCAAGAAAUCUGCAUGAAAAAAGCAAUUAAUAUAUUAACUGUCAAAGAACAUUUUAUAACACUUGUUGGGAAUUCUACUGUUGUACUCUAAGUAGAAAUUGCCACUGAAUUUUAGUGAUGAACUAUCAAUCAUUUGCCUGUUAUUAUUUAUUAUUAGACAAACGCCGUACAUGCUUCAUGUACAAGGUCAGGAGUCCAUCACUGGCAAUGUAAUCAGUAAUUCAAAAUAAUCCUCAAAUAAAGCAGUAGUUUAUAUUUUUAUA
Molecule: messenger RNA, 1154 nt
Organism: Orbicella faveolata
Lineage: Eukaryota; Metazoa; Cnidaria; Anthozoa; Scleractinia; Merulinidae
Source: RefSeq, a predicted model, not a curated record